AUGGUAUUUAGACAACUUGACUGGAUGUUUAACUAUUUCAAUACUACUUGUCAUGGUAACAAAGAUUGCUUCAAGAAAAAUGGAAAAGCUCUUUUCAUGGUUGGGGAGAUAGGAGGAAAUGACUAUAACUACGCCUUUUUGCAAAGAAAAACCAUAAAAGAGGUUAAGACCAUGGUGCCCGAGGUAGUUGAAACCAUAAAACAAGCUACCAAAAGAGUUAUCAGAUAUGGUGCUACUCGGUUAGUUGUUCCUGGAAACUUCCCCAUAGGCUGCUUUCCUGUAUAUCUCACCAAAUACCAAACAAAUAAUGCUACUGCUUAUGAUGAACUUCAUUGUUUAAAGUUGAAUAAUUUUUCAAUCUAUCAUAAUGAUCUUCUUCAAAAAGCUAUUGGUGAGCUAAAAGAACAUCCAGAUGUAAUCGUUGUCUACGGUGACUACUACAAUGCAUUCCUGUGGCUUUUGAGCAAGGGUGAUGUGCUUGGUUUUGAUCCAACAUCAUUGCAAAAAGCUUGCUGCGGAAUUGGGGGAGACUACGAUUAUGGCUUAUCAAGUUGGUGCGGAGAUCCAAAAGUACCGAUAUGCGAAAACCCCAAUCAACGGCUUAGUUGGGAUGGAGUUCAUUUGACACAAAGAGCAUAUGAGUUAAUGGCAACAUGGCUUGUACGGGACAUGUAUCCAAAACUUCAAUGUGAAUACAUUGUUUCAUAUAGUUCUGCUGUCUAG
Gossypium arboreum is the source of this 723-nucleotide messenger RNA. RefSeq names its product GDSL esterase/lipase At5g03980-like. Gene Ontology annotation, molecular function: hydrolase activity, acting on ester bonds. NCBI's taxonomy places the organism in Eukaryota, Viridiplantae, Streptophyta, Magnoliopsida, Malvales, Malvaceae. The record is from RefSeq and is a predicted model, not a curated record.